ACUUUUUGGCGCGUUUUCGGCAUCUGGAUGUGCUUUGGUGAUUUUUGUGUUGUCUUUUCUGUGAGCAAUUUUUUGGCAAUUUUUCCAAUACCAACUCUUGUCCUGCAUCACCAGAGUUGAGUAUUUCUGCAUAAGGACACUCGUAGUCAAGCACAGACACUGCAGUCUGGAGGCUUCUGGGCAUAUUUGUGAACUUGGACUACAAAGAAUAUGACAACCCAAAUGCCGCGGCGACGUUCCGCUCUGCAGGAAUUGCCGCCCACAUCGGACAAUCUCUUCCUGGACGACUCCCUCCUGGAUAGUCCCAACAGCAACCUGUCGCGUAGCUUUGCUUCACCAGUGCCAUCGCCGGAUGAGAUCGUGAUACGUCAGCGUGGGCGACGAAGCAUUUCGCUGACAUGGUCGCCAGGACAGGAGAAAACCACCGGGAAGAAGGCCUCUCCGCUGAAGACGCCAACGAAGAAUAUGUCCCAGAUGGUGCUGAGGAGCUCCCCACGCAAGAGGCUGCUAAUGAACGACACCAAAUCACCCGUGUGUCCCAAGAUGAUACUCGAAGACACGAAGAAACUGCGAAUUGAGGAGAAAUCCGUGGCACAAAUCAACACUCAGACUUCACUGGCGACAUAUCUCAAAGGAUACACCCAGGAACAACUAGCUAUGAUCAUACAGAAGCUGGUCAGGGACAAUGCCAGCCUUGAAAAAGUGAUUCGCAAUGAACUUCCUGUGCCAGACAUCAAACCCUUCGAGAUGCAACUGGUUCUCUUGAAGAAGAAUAUAUAUCGCAGCCUUCCGUCAUCGCGACUGGUUAAGAAGAACGACAGUGUGUCGUAUUCACGAGCACACCUUCAUUUGACUGCUCUGAAGAAGGCCAUCUCCGAUCAAUCCACCCUCCUCAGUCAGUCGCAACACUUCGACGCGCUCCUCGAUUACGUCCUCAUGGCCUGGCCAAUUGUAAGGAGUACACCGGACUGGGAGAAUCACUCCCACAAUGCCGUUCGUCGGCACUGUUUCAAGAUCCUCGCCUUCCACUGCAAGACGUGCCUCCAACAGGCGGGUGAGCUCCUGGGCGAGGAGCGCCUCGGCACACUCGCCUCUCACAUCAACGAUAUGAUCAAUGACUACGAGAGCAUGUCUGCAUGCCUAUCGACACUCGAGUAUCUGACCAAGGUCCCCGAAUAGAGGACGUUUUGAU
Phlebotomus argentipes is the source of this 1192-nucleotide messenger RNA. RefSeq lists its product as uncharacterized. The transcript has 2 exons. Bases 211 to 1179 code for a protein of 322 amino acids. Gene Ontology annotation, biological process: proteasome localization; nuclear protein quality control by the ubiquitin-proteasome system. The record is from RefSeq and is a predicted model, not a curated record. Gene Ontology annotation, cellular component: nucleus. Lineage: Eukaryota; Metazoa; Arthropoda; Insecta; Diptera; Psychodidae.